Messenger RNA from Aptenodytes forsteri (emperor penguin), 425 nucleotides. It is a transcript of the gene DYNLL1, whose product is annotated as dynein light chain LC8-type 1. The record is from RefSeq and is a predicted model, not a curated record. Gene Ontology annotation, cellular component: cytoplasmic dynein complex. Gene Ontology annotation, biological process: cilium assembly; microtubule-based process. NCBI's taxonomy places the organism in Eukaryota, Metazoa, Chordata, Aves, Sphenisciformes, Spheniscidae. Gene Ontology annotation, molecular function: dynein light intermediate chain binding; dynein intermediate chain binding.
AUGCAGACAUCCAUGGGUGAUCAGACAGCUGUGAUGAAGGAUACGGACAUGUCCGAAGAGAUGCAGCAACAUGCUGUGGAGUGUGCCAUUGCCCUAGAGAAAUACAGUGUCGAAAGAGAAAUUGCAGCCCUUAUAAAGAGGGAGUUUGAGAAGAAAUACAGUCCCACUUGGCAGUGCAUUGUAGGAAGGAAAUUUGGCAGCUGUGUGUCUCAUGAGACCAAACACUUCAUCUUCUUCCUCAUGUGUGGAGUAAAUAUUCUUCUGUUUAAAGCUGGUUAGAGCUGUGGAUCGUUGUUCAGUUGCUUGUGCUUACAGGACUGCACACUAACGGCCGCAGCUUAGUGCCUUCAGCCUUCCCGAAGAAGCAGAUCUUGGUCUUCAGGGGUAACGUCAGGGAUUUUUCUGGAGUGGUUGGUGGUUUUGUU